Molecule: messenger RNA, 3189 nt
Organism: Galendromus occidentalis (western predatory mite)
Lineage: Eukaryota; Metazoa; Arthropoda; Arachnida; Mesostigmata; Phytoseiidae
Gene: Spt5
Product: Transcription elongation factor subunit Spt5
Exons: 5
Coding region: 1-3189 (1062 amino acids)
Biological process (GO): regulation of transcription by RNA polymerase II; transcription elongation by RNA polymerase II; regulation of DNA-templated transcription elongation
Cellular component (GO): DSIF complex
Molecular function (GO): mRNA binding; protein binding
Source: RefSeq, a predicted model, not a curated record
AUGUCGGACAGUGAGGGCAGUUUCUCGGACAACGAGGCUCAAGUUAGCGAGAAUGAAGGCAGUGAAGAGGAAGCUUCAACCAGUCGCGGCAAGAAAAGAUCACGUUUCGACGAUGAUGAGGAUGAUGAAGACGACUACGACGAGGAGGACGAAGAGGAAGAAGGUCGUCACAGCAAGAAAAAGAAGUCUCGAGGACGCGGUUUCCUGAUUGAGGAAGCCGAAGUCGACACUGAUGUCGAAGACGAAGAGGAGUGGGAGGAAGGAGCCGAAGAGCUCAUCGCUGAAAAAGGAAGAAGCAGAGGUGGCAUCCUCGACGAUGAGAUCGGUCGUCAGGAGGGCAACCUCCACAGUCAUCGACGUCUACAAAUGAUGCUCGACCGCAAGCCGGAUGAGAUCGAAGACUAUUACAGACGCAAAUACGCAGAUCCGAAAAGUGACCAGAGAGGCUUCCGAGGGGAUCAGGGCGAUCUCGAAGCCAACGAUGACAUCCACCGACAAACUCUACUGCCCAGCGUCAAAGACCCGAUGAUGUGGAUGGUCAAAUGUCGUCUCGGUGAAGAGAAAGCGACAGCCUUACAGCUGAUGAGGAAAUUCAUCGCGUACCAAAAUCAGAAGGAACCCCUGCAGAUCCGGUCUGUCGUCGCUCCCGAAGGUGUGAAAGGCUACAUUUACAUCGAAGCUUUCAAACACACUCACAUCAAGGCCGCGAUCGACGGCGUAGGAACCCUGAAGAUGGGCAACUACGAACAAACUAUGGUUGCGAUAAAGGAAAUGACCGAAGUCCUCCGAGUCACCAAGCAGCAACCGACGCUCUCGCGUGGUCAGUGGGUCAGAUUGAAGCGUGGGGUGUACAAGGACGAUCUGGCUCAGGUGUACCAUGUGGAACAGGCGCAGAACAAAGUCGAGCUCAUGAUGAUCCCUCGGAUCGAUUACACCAAGAUGCGAGGCGCUUUGAAGAGCGCUUCCGAAUCAGAGAAAAAACGGAAGUUCAAACGACCUGUUCAACGAGCAUUCGAUGUCGAAGCUAUCCGGAGUAUAGGCGGGGAAGUCUCAACCGAUGGAGACUUCCUAAUCUUCGAAGGCCAGCGCUAUUCGAGGAAAGGCUUCCUCUACAAAGCCUUCAACAUAAACGCCAUACUCACUGAUGGUAUCAAACCGACGCUGGAAGAACUUCAGAAAUUCGACGAGCAGCCAGAGAAUCUCGAGAUAGAUCUCGGAGAGAAGAGCGGGAGCCUCGACGUCAAGGAGCAUUUCGCACCCGGCGAUAACGUCAUCGUACCCGAGGGCGAUCUCGUGAAUCUCAAGGGAAAGGUCAUCACUGUCGACGGUACGAAGGUCACGAUUCUCCCGAAACACGACGAGCUCAACGAUCCCAUCGAGUUCCACGCUCACGAACUGAAGAAGUUCUUCAAGUCUGGCGAUCACGUAAAGGUCCUCAACGGACGCCACGAGAACGAUACCGGCAUGAUCAUCAGGGUGGACAGCGGUAUAGCGAUUCUCCUAUCCGACCUCACCAGUGAGGAAUUGAAGGUCCGCACCAAGGACCUGCAGCUGUGCGCCGACACGGCCACUGGCGUGGAUUCUUUCGGUCAGUAUCAGUACGGAGAUCUCGUCCAGCUAGAUGCGCAGACGGUCGGUGUCAUCGUGCGUUUGGAGAAAGAGAAUUUCCAAAUUCUCUCGCAGACGGGAAAAGUGCUAUCAGUGAAAUAUCAGAAAAUCACUCGCAAAGUCGAGUCGAAGAAGGCCGUCGCUCUCGACUCUGAGCAAAACGAUAUCCACGUGAAGGACAUUGUCAAGGCCAUCGACGGUCCCCAUUGCGGGAGAAAGGGUGAAGUGAAACAUAUUUUCCGCAUCCACGCCUUCCUGCACUCGAGGCUAGUGACCGAGAACGGCGGAAUGUUCGUCUGUAAAACCAGACAUCUCGUCCUGGCCGGUAACAAGGUCCAUUCGGGAUCGAGCUCCGGCUUGGCGAUGGGCGGCUUCUCGCCUCUGUCGCCUCGCAUAUCGAGUCCGAUGCAUCCGUCAGCUGAGGGCAAGAGUCCCAUGCGUUCCCCGAUGCACGCCGGAGGUCACGGUCGAGGUGGCGCCCAUCAAGGCAAACGAGAUUUCCAUCUGAUUGGCAAGACGAUUAAAAUCAUCAAAGGUCCGUAUAAGGGCCACAUCGGAAUGGUCAAGGAUGCGACAACAUCAACAGCCCGGGUCGAGCUGCACGCUAAAUGUCAGACGAUCACCGUGGACCGUACGCGUCUAGAGCCGGCCACCAAAGUAUCCGGAAGAGCUUCUGGGGGAGCAUCUUCCUACACUCGAACGCCUUCUCAUGGUAAUGCGACGCCAAUGUACGGGAACCAGACCCCGAUUCAUGGGUCUCGAACGCCGAUGCAAGGUUCACAGACGCCCAUGUAUGAACCCGGAAGCAGGACGCCUCACUACGGCAACGAGACUCCGAGGCACGAUGGUUCACGUACUCCGUCCCACAGCACGUCGUGGGAUCAUGUCAGUACUCCUGCACGCAGCGAGGAAUUCGACGAAUAUGAACACGAACCGUCUCCCUCGUACAACCCGGCCACGCCCGGAUAUCAACCCGACACGCCGCAGGUCGGAGGACCGUUCACCCCUCAGACACCCGGGGGAAUGUACAGUUCACACGAGGCGCCAUUCUCGCCCUAUCAAGCCUCGCCGUCACCAUCGAGCAGUAGUUACCAAUUGCCGUCUCCGGGCAAUCCUCUCACGACUCCUUCGCCGAUGGGUUACAACAACCCCAAUUCGCAGUUCUUCUCGCCCAUGACCCCCGGUGUGGCAGCGAGUCCUUUCAAUAACCCGCAAACACCUGGUGGGGGAAUGGAUCACAUGCCCAUGGAAUGGCAAGCCGUCGAUCUCGAAUGUCGGAUUCGAGCCUUGGAGAAUAAGGACAAGGGGCUCGUCGGACAACAGUGUAUCAUCACAGGCAUCUCCGGCAACGUUUGUUCAGUGCUGCUCAUAAAAGAGGAUCGCGUCAUCAGCGUGGACUCGCACUAUCUGGAGCCGGUUAGGCCACGCGAGAACGAAAGAUGUAAGAUCAUAUCGGAAGGAGGCGAGGAGGAAGGAAUUGUCGUCGACAUCAAAGACGAGAACGACGUCGUCGUUAUGGUCGGAGAUAGGCAUCAGAAAUAUCGAAUAUACGAUCUGUGCAAAGUAGGUAGUAAAGAUUAA